Messenger RNA from Notothenia coriiceps (black rockcod), 1899 nucleotides. RefSeq names its product apolipoprotein O, b (gene apoob). The record is from RefSeq and is a predicted model, not a curated record. NCBI's taxonomy places the organism in Eukaryota, Metazoa, Chordata, Actinopteri, Perciformes, Nototheniidae. Bases 81 to 803 code for a protein of 240 amino acids. Gene Ontology annotation, cellular component: MICOS complex. The transcript has 9 exons. Gene Ontology annotation, biological process: cristae formation.
ACAGCGAAUAACGCGCAUGCGCCUUUUGUCGUGUCAGCCUUACGACUUGCCGUAGAAAAGCGAAUCUCUCCUGGACCAGAAUGUCAUAUGUGAAACUGGUGUCGUUGUGUGCCGUAGCUCCGGGGCUGACGGGUCUGCUGUGCGGCUCUGCGGUUCUGGCUGCAUCCGAGGGGAAGAAGAAGAGCCCACAGCCGGUUCUGAGCCUCGAUGAGCUGCCGUCAUUAUACAACAUCCCUGAAGCAGAGCCUCAUGUGGAGCCAGUGGCCGGGACCCUGGAGGAGAGCGUCGCCUCGCUGAGGAAGCUGGCAGAACCAUACACCAACCAGUGCCAGCAAACGGGCCACGUUGCAUUUGAAAAAGUGGAGCAAGUUUACAAGACUGUGGAGCCCACAAUCAGCUCCUCCAUAAAAACUGUCACAGAUGUGUACCAGUUCCUCAGUAACCCCCCUGCUGACCUCUACGACAGUGUGGCGGCCGUGGGCUUCUCUGGCAUCCUUGGACUUUUCUUGGCCAAAGGCUCCAGGGUGAAGCAGGUGGUGUUUCCUGUUGGACUCAUGGCUCUCAGCGCCUCCAUGUUCUACCCUCAGCAGGCUGCGUCCGUACUGAAGGGGGGUCGUGACUCGACAUACAGCUUGGCUCAGCGUGGCCGCGGCAACCUGGAGAGUCUCUGGAAGUAUCCUCCGUUUGGAAAAAAGAAGGUGGAAAAAAGAGAAAACAGAGAGCAGCGACACAAGCUGAGACUCCACUUUCCAGUAACACACACAGAAACGCACACACACACCUGUACGACUCCUGUAUAUUAACUCUUAUUAUAAUUAUUCACUCAGACACACAGCCACUAAUAAGGACGUCAUUAUUUAUUUAAGUUGAACAUCUCCAAAACGUGUGAAGUGUGUUUCUGAACCCCCCCCUUCCAAGAAGCAGGUAUUUUCAGGAUAGUCAAUAUUCUGAAUAUCCAGAUAAACCUGUGUAUCUGCUUCUUGGAGAAGCUAAUCAUUCCCAUUUUCUCUUUCCAUGGUGUCAGUUUCUGCAGUGUUUGUUCUCAAAUGUGCAGCAGAACAGGACUGUCUCUGCCAGCGUCACUUCCUCAUUCUUUUAUUUGUUGGAGCUGCACAACACAACUUCCCAUGCUACAAACUAAGAAAUGCGCUGUUACAGCUGAAACAACUGAGAUACAAUUAAUCAGCCACUAUUUUGCAAAUCAUGUAUCUUUCGAUGGUUUAAUUUCCCCAAAUGUUAGAAUUGUUGGUUUCCGUCCUCUUACUUUCGAGUAAAGUGCAUUUCUCUUUAAAAGCAGUAAGAAAAUGUCAUCUUUGGAAUUAGUUGGAAUGGAAAGAGUAGUAAUUAAUGAAUUUGUGCUGUUUGUCUUUUCUUGUGUUUGUAAGCAGAAAUGCUUUAAAAACCAGUGAAGAAGUUUAAAAACUAAGUAGAAGGACCAAUGCAGACUAGAAAAACAUUUAUAAAUUAUAUGUUGUAAUGUUAGUUCAAAAAUCAUUAUUUGCCAACUACCUGUCAUCUCUGCUGAUGGACUUUUUUGUUGCACUUUUCUCAAAAUGACCAACUAUUUUUUGCCUUUUCUUUGCAUUAUGAAGUUAUUUUUAUUAUUAUGAACAUUAUACGGGCGGCUUUGAAGAGCUGUCGUUGUCAAGUGAAGCUUACAACAGUAUACAUAAAAAAAAUUAUUCAUGUCGACAUAUUUAUUCCCCCGGAUGUUUUCACAUCGCAGUUGAUACUGGUAAAACGUACUUGUUACAGUAAAGGGCCAAAUCAAAUGAUGUAUAAUAAUUAAUGAGCUAAAUGUAUGUGUUGUCCAUGUAUAAUAAUGCGCUGUAUAUACUGUACAAGGUUUUAUCUUAUUGCGACGGAAAUAAAUCUGGAUUCUGAAAAGGACACAUCUUU